This is a messenger RNA of Stylophora pistillata, 2974 nucleotides long. RefSeq lists its product as uncharacterized. Gene Ontology annotation, biological process: Rho protein signal transduction. Gene Ontology annotation, cellular component: cell surface; plasma membrane. NCBI's taxonomy places the organism in Eukaryota, Metazoa, Cnidaria, Anthozoa, Scleractinia, Pocilloporidae. Gene Ontology annotation, molecular function: nerve growth factor binding; death receptor activity; coreceptor activity. The record is from RefSeq and is a predicted model, not a curated record.
CAAUAUAUUUUGAAUGGUUCUUCCGUAAUCCAGCGUCAUUCGUAAAUGGUCCUCGCAAACUUCCCCAGGUGCACAUAGAGGCUCUACAUGCACCUGAACAAUAGGACUUGGAAUUCUAUUCUGGCUCAAGGACAUAAUGCGAACCAGUGGAACCUGUGUAAAGUCAGCAAAUUGCAUUCUGUUCACGUGUGCCAAUAUAAUCAAAAUGCAUUAGAGACCCGAAAUGGUGGUUUCGUUUGUUUGGAUUGCUUGAAAUGCCCCCCCGGGAUGGGUGUUACCAUUCCAUGCGGUAACAAGAUACCGUACGGUGCCUCUGUUGAAUGCCGGACUUGUAACCCAGGUUAUUAUUCUGAUUCCUACUCCCCUGAGAGCUGUAAACCCUGUGUAACUUGUGGUCCAAAUGAAAUCAUGGUAACAGCCUGUACAGAAACCUCAGACACUCGUUGUAAAUGCAAGCCUUGCCCAGAGGGGUACUACCAAAACCAAACCUUGUCCAAAUGCCUUCCUUGCUCAGGAUGUUGCUUGGAUGGUUUGGAUGUAGUUGUUCCACAGUGUCUCAAGCAAGGAAUGCCUCGCGCUCAAGCAUGCAGGUAUCACAAGAAAAAACCCUGUUCGGCCAAGUGCUGGUAUGACGAGAUUACAGUUGUGAAGAAUGAUGGCGAACAGAUCUGUUUACCCUGUCCUCUUUGUUCAGAAGAAUUUGGUCUUACCAAACCAUGUGGAAGUGUUGUAACUGAUGGUGCAAUACCUAAGUGUGAACUUCCAAUUUUAGGGAAAAAAUUUGUCAAUCAACAUGGUAUUUUGCAGUCUUGUAAAAGUUGUGCUAUAGGCGAAGACGUUGUUGCUAAUUGCUCCAUCAAAUCUGAUACCAUAUGUAGUGAGUGCAAAUUAGGUUUUUAUCUGAAUGACCAGACAAAUAUUUGCGAAGAGUGCUUCUGGUGUUGUAGGCAUAGUGAUAGCAAGAAUUUUAUGGACUGUAUCAAAGAGGCAAGGAUGUUUGCAGAACCUUUCAGUGGGCUUGGACUUCACUUGCUUUUUUCACCCUUUGUUCUAAAUAGACAGUCUGGUCAGUUGCAAACUGCAAAACAAGGCAGCCCUUUGGUGGAAUAUAUCAAACUUGAUACUUUCAGAGCCACUUUAUUAGGCCUAGGCUUCAUCCUGAUUUUGUUUCACAUUACUUCAAAAAGAAAGCCAACGUUGAACAGUAAAUAUCAGUGCCCAUUUCUCAACAAUCUUGAAACGAAAGACAGUUUGUCAUUGGGAAAGAAGGACCCUCAUGAAGGUACAGAAACUACUCAAUCCCCACUUUCAGGUAUUGAGGGGAUAGAUUGGGAGCACCCAAGACGACAUUGCCCAGGUCAUGUGGUGUUUGAAAAGUCAGGGGUCGAGGCUGUUAUUCUUGACAGUAGUAAGUCUACCCAGCAACAUGUGCCAAGUGAUUUGGUGUUGCAUGCCAAAUCAGAUGAGCUGGUUUUACCUGGAUUACUAAAGGAUGAUGAAUUUCCACUCAGUCCAGCAAUUCAACUUAACUCUAGAAGCAAGUUGACAGGACCCCUUGAGCUUCAGAUACCUCAUGGUUUAAACAUGGUGCUAUCUUCUAAUAAAUGUAAAGUCAUUUUGAAGCAGUUGAAAAACGAUGAAUGGGUGAAUGUAAGUUAUGUAAAGGGUAGUGGAAUAAGAGAAUUCCUUCCCAAAAGCAAUUAUGUUAGCUUUGAGACAGAUCAUUUUGCAACAUUUGCUGUGGUUGGACGAUAUACUGAACGAUCUUUAGCAGUAUUCAAAAGAAUGAAGGUCAUGGCAUUCUGUAAUGACACCAAAGUUGGAGAAGACCUUUUUAUGAGGCUGUACUGCUUUGAUGAUUGUGAGUGGUCAUUUGAGAAUCUUUUAAGCAACGAGGAAAAGAAAGGAGGAAAGCUUAUGACGUCAGUGGAAUCUCUUGAUUUUUCUGUUACUCACCAAGAGGACCUAGAAAUUGUUGUGAAGGAUAUUGUUGGCUGGAAGCUAGAAAGUGGUUGCCCAAUGAAAAUCAGCUAUGCAUCACUGAAGAACUCUUUCAGUUCAACUCCCACGUACAAUCUGGUAUUUAGCUCUGCAUCCAGUGAAAAGAAAAGCUGCUUCUUUUCCACUAUUGUUUUGACUCAGGCAUCCUCUACAACUCGUAUGUAUGCAAGCACUGCUAUUAAGGAGGAUUCAGUCUGUUAUGCAAAUCAGAGCUCGUUUCCAGAUGCUGUGAAUGAAGGAAAUCAAGUCACAAAUAUGAAAGAUAUCACUGUUGCAAACAGUGGAAAGGGGAAAGAACAAGACAUCACUGACUGCAUUAUUCAGUUGCAAACUUGAUCCUGAACCCGAUAGUCAUUAGAAAUGUUGGGCUCCAAUACGUGAACUUUAACCUUCAUGAAAUAUGGCAGAUGUUACUGAUGCAAAGAGUGGAAAGGGAAAAGAGCAGGACAUCACGGACUGCAGUAUUCAGUUGCAAACUCUAUACUGAACCCGAUAGUCAUCAUAAAUGAUGAGUUCCAAUACGUGAACUCUAGCCUUCAUGGACGUGUUACAUUGAGUAUGUCGUUGUUCUAAUUUGAUAAACUAAAUGAAACUUCAAACUUAGAUAAAGGAAAAGUUUUUGAAAAUCGGAAAAUAAAUAGUUUACUGAUAAAAGGGUUUGUUAAGAGAUUUUAAGAUUUGAAACUCCCUCACCGCUAGAUGAAACUUUUACUCGGUAUUUUUAAUUCAAAUUUUUACUUCGUUAGCAGUAGAUUUCAUCAAAACUGUAGAGGAUAUGGUGUAUUUAGGUUUGUAUAAAGGAUAUCAGAGGUUAUCUAUCUUAAGCUAUGGAAUUUUAGCAAAGUAGUAGCGCUCACCUGUAUAAGUAAUGUAUUAUUAUAAACACAAAGUAGUGUACCCUGUGAAAAGCCAGAUGUGAUAAAGUAAUGUGCUAAAUGGUGAGAGCAACGAUAAUAGAAAGUAUUCAUCCACA